Molecule: messenger RNA, 740 nt
Organism: Paramecium sonneborni
Lineage: Eukaryota; Ciliophora; Oligohymenophorea; Peniculida; Parameciidae
Source: the annotation of a GenBank genome assembly
AUUUAAUGGAAAAUCCUUUGUUAGAUUCAGAUAUGAUUGAUAAAAAUAGUAGAGAUUAUGUCUUGCUAACUAAAAUUAAGCAUAAUAAUGAUAUUCAUAGGAUUUUGAUUGAUGAGAUGCAAUUAAAGCCUAAAUUUAUAUCAGAUUCUAAAACUUAUCUGAAAUGUUCUACUUGCGACAUUUUGUAUGUUUUAUAGAGCCAUGAUGAUAUUUAAAUCUCAAUAUUUUACAAAAAGCAACUCAAAAAAUAAAAAAACAAAAGCUCAGAAAAAUGUUAAUAAUGCCAAUAAAUCAUAAACAGAGAAUCAUUCAAAAAAUGUUUCAAAUGUAACUCUAAUCAAAUAAUCAGUAAUUAAAAAGAGGAUUAAACAAUAUUUUGUCAAAUUUGCUUUUCACAAUUGUGCAAAAAUUGUGAUUCAUACUUAGAACUUUUUUAAUAAAAUCCAAAUAAAUGUACUUUGGAGAAUGUAACCAAUUGUUAAAGAUACUUUUAUGUUAUUACAAUGAUAAUAAUAUCAUUUAUCUUUUUGCCAAUAUUCAUAGUAUUAGACUUUAAGAAAUACAAAUUCUAAUAUUAAAUGUUCUAAUUUCAUUAAUAUAUACUCUCUAAAUAUAAACCAGUAGUAAUCUUAUUCCUUUAUUAAAUAUUCUUAAUAGUAUAUUUAAUAAAAGUGUUGAUGAUACUAAUAAAUUUUGUAGUUUAGAAAAAUAAAGAAAGAAUACAUUAUAACUUUGGUUGA